GAACGAUUCAUUCGCGAGUCGGAGCUCAUUGCUAGCUAGUCUGUGUUGUGCGUAAACAGUGCGGUUUUUAGUGAAAUACGGCAGCUGUUCGCGUGAGUUUACCUGCAGGUCUCGUGCUGUUUGGGUGCUGUUAGACGGGGAGGACGCUGGUAAUAUCGGUUUUACUGUUUCAGUGUGUAAAAGUGCAGAAGAUUCACUGCAGGAAGCUGAUUUUAGCUGCAGCCUGAGUGUGAGAGGGGCUUCGGGAAGGUAAACAAGACGCGGCGUUUAGCUGUAAUUCUGCCUUUGUGACUCAUUUCACCUGAGGAACCUGAUUAACCUGCUUAGUUUGAGAAGUUUUGUUUUAAACAGAUGUUACUGUAUAACUAAAGCCAGCAGCAGUACUGAGCGGAGCCUCAUUUCAGCAUUUCGUUAACUAAAGAUCCCAAACCGACUCUUUCGCUCUCCGCUUCCUUGUAUGUAGUUAGUUAACGUUAGCUAGUUAAAAAUGGCAGAAAUGGAGAACGACGGUGAUCUAGAGGAUAUUCCACAAGAAAACGACGAAGAAGAAGACUCUGAUUUGGAGGAGGAAGAGGAGGAUUUCGAGUGGGAUGCGCAGGAAGAUGCAGGAGACUUGGACUGGGUGGAGGAGGCACAUGUCCUCCUGGACGCUGACACUUCCAAGUCCUGUCCAGGAGACACCCCGGCAGAGAGGAGUGGGCACGUGGCUGUGGUGGAUAGGAACUGCAUGUAUGUGUGGGGAGGAUACAAGAACGCUGAAGCAACAGCUACAGCCUUUGUUGACUUGUAUUUGCCAAAGAAGGAAGUCUGGAUAUACAACAUGGAAACUGGCAGAUGGAGAAUGCAGCUUUCAAAAGGAGAGCUACCUGCUGCUAUGUCAGGAAGCUGUGGAGUAUGCAUAGAUGGUAUUUUGUAUGUCUUUGGAGGCCAUUAUGCAAGAGGAAAUACUAACUUGGUUUAUCGUCUGCCUUUGAGAUCCUCUUCAUUGGUCUGGGAGAGGAUGAAGGACCUGAAGGGCUUAGCUCCCACAUGUAAAGAUAAACUGGGCUGUUGGGUUUACAAAAACAGAUUGGUGUAUUUUGGGGGCUACGGCCAUGUGGCACAAGCAGGUCAUCUAGGAGCAUUCGAGUUAGAUGAGAACUCACUCAUGGGUAACCAUGCAGCUCGAGGCUGGAACAAUCACAUUCACAUUCUCAAUCUCGAAACAUCAACCUGGAGUCAACCCGCCACAAAGGGAAAUGCUCCAACACCGCGAGCAGCCCAUGCUUGUGCCACUAUUGGAAACCGUGGUUUUGUCUUUGGAGGACGUUACAUGGAUCAUCGCCUAAAUGACCUGUACUCUAUCAACAUGGACUCCUGGGAAUGGAGUGAAAUGUCUGUGCCGCAGCAGGGUCCAGUUGGCCGCUCCUGGCAUUCUUUUAUACCUGUGUCAAAUGACCAUAUCUUCUUGUUCGGGGGAUUUACUACCAACAGAGAAACACUUAGCGACGCGUGGCUGUACUGUGUGAGUACGAAUGAGUGGAGACCUUUUAAACACAACCACGAAGAAAGUCCCAGACUCUGGCACACAGCAUGUUCAAAUCCAGAUGGGGAAAUAUUUGUGUUUGGAGGCUGUGCCAAUAACCUACUUUCACAGCAGAGAGCGGCCCACAGCAAUGAAUUAUUAAUUUUUAUGGUUCAGCCCAAGACAUUGCUUAGGUCUUGUACGGAGGUUAUUGUGCAGCACAGACAGCAGCUGGAGAGCAUGUGGGAAUGCCUGCCCAAACAUCUCCUCCAUCACAUCAAACAGAGAAUCGGUACCACCAACACCGGAGGAUCCUAGUGCUCACUGCACACGUGCACACACACUUUAAUGAGCAAUAGUCUGCCUCCGCUUAUGAAGCAGGUGUAGGAGCUUUGCGUAACUGCCAGGCCUUUUUUUCUUUUUUAGGUCUAAGAACUCUUCUGUAUUAUAAAAAUGUAUAUUUAGCUUUUCUUUUGUUGCUCCUGCGCUGAUGCCAUUUUUAGACUUUUUCAAAUAACAUGGAAAACAACAUUUAAACCUAGUUUUUUUCAUUUCCUUAAAUAACUAAUCUAGUAAAUAUUCAGCUCUUCUCCCACUACUAGAGCACAAAACCAACAGGAGCAGUGUGUAAUCAUUUGGCUUGAAUGGCCGUUCUUAGACACACCUUUUCACACUUCUACUCAGUGAUGAUAAAACUCCUGCAUCUAGACGGCAAUUAAAAAAACAGGAGGACCAGUGAGUUUUUAGGCUUUCUCUGUCAUAUGACCUCAUGUUCAGUAGCUCCUCCAUUUCCACUCGCUGCUGUGUUUAUGAGGAUCUCUGUGGAAACGUGCGCCUAGAGUCUAAUUACGGUGCGGAUAAGGCUACAGGCUGCAUUAUUUUAAGAUAGUAAGUCACUAUUUUGAUAUACUGUCUCAUUAUUUUGAUAUACUGUCUCAUUAUUUUGACAUCUCAUGAUUUCGAGAUAGUAAGUCAUCAAUUUAAAGAAUUAAACACACUUGGUAUCUCAGAAUAAUGACUUAAUAUCUAAAAAAAAAAAUGAGAUGGCAGUUUACUUAAUACAUUUUUUUGGGUUAAUUUCAGGUGGCGGGAAUGGGCUUCCAUAGUACACUGUGUAAAGUAAACUGAGAGAACAGGGGGAUGUCUGUGAAAAUAUUUUAUACUUCGACUCAGUGAUAAAACUCAAUUAAAAAAACAGGAGAACCAGUGAGUUUUUAGGCUUUCUCGGUCACAUGACCUCAUGUUCAGUAGCUCCUUCAUUUCCACUCGCUGCUGUGUUUAUGAGGAUCUCUGUGGAAGACCAAAAACUGGUCUUGAACUGGAUUUUUUAAAAACAUUUUGGAGAUGCGUGUUUUUCAUUGCACAGCAACGAUAUGCCAUCCUAAACGAUGUGAGGCUUGUAUUUUCUUUCUGUGCGUCUGUGUUGAAUUUUAGCAGUUUUGUUUACAGCAAAUCAGACAAGCCGGCGGCACAAUUCCUUACUGUGCCAUUCAGAGGCCUUUAACUUAUUUUAACCCAGUAAAAUAUGCUAAUAUGCUUCAUGUGUUUUUUUAAUACCCUCAUACUUGGUGUUUUCAUCCAUGCAGGUAACACUCCUUGAUAGAAAUACUCCUGUAGAAAAUAUUCAGCACACAGGUUACAGAAUUAAAAGGUACAAUUGAUGUUAUGCAGACAUAUUUUUUUAAGUGUAGUACUUAAUUUACAGUCUACUUUUGAUCUUGUUUUCUGUCAUUUAUCAGAACUUUGGAAUAUUUGUG
Messenger RNA from Astyanax mexicanus (Mexican tetra), 3261 nucleotides. RefSeq names its product kelch domain containing 2 (gene klhdc2). Lineage: Eukaryota; Metazoa; Chordata; Actinopteri; Characiformes; Acestrorhamphidae. The record is from RefSeq and is a predicted model, not a curated record. The coding region runs from base 488 to 1822 and encodes 444 amino acids. Gene Ontology annotation, molecular function: protein binding. The transcript is spliced from 13 exons.